AUGGGUUUUCUAAAAAUUGGAACUCCAUUAAGUUGGGAAGAUGUACAGAAUGUGAAAUCGUUAAUCAGGCUAUAUGGAAUAUUGCAAUUUGUUCAUUCCUAUAAAUGUAAUAAAGAUAGAAAAGAUGAACAUAUAAUGUUUGGAGAUGAAAUCGAAUAUAUAAUUAUAAGAAAUGAUGAUAAAAUAAAAGAAUCAUCUGCAUUGUUAUGUGCAACAGAUCUAAUUGAUGAAAUGAUGAAUUUAGAAAGUGGAAAUGAUUGUCAAUAUGGAUCUCAUUGGACUCCGGAAUAUUCAUCUUUUACAAUUGAAGGAACACCAUCUGUUCCAUUUAAAUUUGAACUAAAUUCAUCAUAUUUUAUUGAACAUUGUAUGAAAAUAAGAAGAAAUAAAUUAAAUAAUGUUUUAAGUGGUUUGGGAGGUGUUCAAGCUAUAACAUUACCAUGUUAUCCUAAUGUUUUUUUAAAUAACAGUCUUAUUAUGGCAAAAAAAAUAAAUUGUGAAAAUAAAAAACAAAAAAAAAAUAAACAAGAAUUAUUAGAUUCAUCUCCUAUAAAUUUGAGUCCCAUAAAAAUUAAUAAAACAAUUCAAGAUUCAGAAAAUUGUGAUGAAAAUGAAUCACGAAAACAUAUUUCUCAAAAAAAUGAAAAUAAAAAUAAAACUAUUAGUAAUGAUAUUAUAUUAGAAGACGUUGAAGAAAAUAAAUCAACUAAUUUUGUUAGUUCAGAUUUUACCCAACAAAAAUAUGACGAUCUUUUAGUUCCUGAUGUAUCUAUGGAUGAUGUUGAUAUUAAUAAUAGAAAGGACUCAAAAAAUGAGGAAUGUGCCGAAAAAGAAGCUGCCAAUAAAGGUGAUGAUAAAGAAAUUGAAGCUCAGUGUGAUGCUGCAAACGAAACGGUAGACAUCGAAGUAGAAGAUAAUAUGUUUAUUUCAACAAUAAAAGAAAAUUCAAUAUUUAAAUGUGAAUUAUUUAAACCAGAUAUAACACAUGAAUAUAGUAAUAGUUGCUUAGUUACAGAUAUGGUUAUAAGCCCACAUUCUAGAUAUGUAACACUAACUAAAAAUAUAAGAAAGAGAAGAGGAACUAAGGUUAUAUCAUUUAAUGAAAUAUAUAAAGAUGUAAAUACAGAGAAUAUGGAUAUAUGGAAAUUAUCUUUAGAUAAAAAUGACAAAAGAAUUUUUAAAAAAAAAUUAAAAAAAACAACUUUAGAUGGUCAUCUUAUUUGGAAUAAAUCAAUGACAAAUAAAAAAAAAAUAAAUGAAAAAAAAAAAAAAAUAAUAAAUGAUGAAACUGAAUUAUUAGAUAAAGUGAUAAAACAUAGUUUAUUUAGUAAUAUAGAUGAUGAUCAAGAUUAUAUAUAUUCUUAUAAUCGUGAAUUUAUAGAAGAAUAUUCAAAAAAAUGUAAAAAUCCAAUUAAAAAUUAUGUAUAUUUAGAUGCAAUGUUUUUUGGAAUGAGUAUGUGUUGUCAACAAAUUACAAUGUCUUUUCAAACAAUUAAUGAUGCAAAAUAUGUAUAUGAUCAGCUAGCUGUAAUUGCACCAUUAUUUUUAGCUAUAACUGCAUGUACACCAUAUUUAGGUGGGUUCUUAACAGAAACAGAUGCAAGAUGGAGAGUCAUAUCAAAUAGUGUUGAUUGUAGAACAGAAGAUGAAUUGUCUUAUAUUUCAAAACCAAGAUAUUCAGGAAUAUCUCUUUAUAUAUCAGAUGAAUUGCCAUUAAAAAAAAAUUACUAUUAUUAUAAUGAUAUUGAUAUUGUAUUAAAUAAAAAUGUUUAUGAUAAAUUAAUAAAAGAAAAUGUAGAUGAAUAUUUAGCUAGACAUAUUUCGUCACUCUUUGUUCGAGACCCAAUUGUAGUAUUUGAAGGCUCAUUUAGUGAAAAAGAUAUCACCACAAUACAAGAUAUUAUAAAAGAAAACGCUGAAAAGGAUGGAAACGCUGAAAAAGAUGAAAACGCUGAAAAAAAUGAAAAUGCUGAAAAUGAUGAAAAUGUGAGCAAUUCAAAAAUGUGGAGCGAAGAGGAAAUGAAUAAAAUAUAUUUGAGUGACAAUUUUGAAUUUUUAGAAGAUUAUAAAGAAAAGGUAUUAUCUUCACAUCAACAUUUUGAAAAUUUCCAAAGCACUAAUUGGAAUAGUGUUAGAUUUAAACCACCACCAAUAUUAGAUAAUAAUUAUUUAAAUGGUCCGAGCUCAAUUGGAUGGAGAGUAGAAUUUAGAACCCCCGAUAUUCAAAUUACUGAUUUUGAAAAUGCAUCUGUUGUUGCUUUAAUUAUGACAUUAUCUAAAUUUAUAUUAAACAAAAAAUUAAAUUUAUAUAUACCAAUGUCUAAGUUAGAAGAGAAUUUAUUUAGAUCAUCAAAACGUGAUGCAAUAUUAAAAGAAAAAUUUUAUUUCAGAAACGAUAUAAAUUAUGAUACAUCUAAUAAUGAAAUUGAAGAAAAAAGUAUAUAUGAUAUAUUUUUUAAUAAAAAUAAUGGUAUUUUAUAUUUAUGUUCUUUAUAUAUAGAAGAACAAUUUGAGCAAGGUUUAAUUAGUUUAUCAGCUAAAAAUAAAAUAAAUGAAUAUAUACAAUUUGUUAAAUUAAGAUGUAAAGGUGAAAUACAUACUGGAGCUUCAUUUUUAAGAAAAUUUAUUUUAAAUCAUCCAGCAUAUGAACAAAAUUCAUAUAUAAAUAAUCAAAUUAAUUAUGAUCUUUGUAAAUUAAUAUCUGAUAUAGGAAAAGGUGAAAUCUCUCCUCAUGAAUUAUUAGGUGGUUUUGUUGACCCACAUAAAGAAAGAAUCAAAAAUAAUUUAAGACAAAUUAGUAAAAGACAAUAUUUAAAAUCAUUAGCUUAUAAAUUUAUAUCUGGUGAAGAUUAUACUCAGUAUCUUCUUCUCAAUGAAGAUCUAAAACAUGAUAAAGAUUUUUUUAUUCAAAACAAAAACACAAAUUAUGAGGAAUCCGAUGAAUACAUUGAUAAUAACAUGCUUGAAUUUGGGAAAAAGUUGUACCAAUUCAGUGCAUAG
Plasmodium yoelii is the source of this 3000-nucleotide messenger RNA. RefSeq names its product gamma-glutamylcysteine synthetase. Gene Ontology annotation, biological process: glutathione biosynthetic process. The coding region runs from base 1 to 3000 and encodes 999 amino acids. The transcript has a single exon. NCBI's taxonomy places the organism in Eukaryota, Apicomplexa, Aconoidasida, Haemosporida, Plasmodiidae. The record is from RefSeq and is a predicted model, not a curated record. Gene Ontology annotation, molecular function: glutamate-cysteine ligase activity.